AUGUCACGUCCUAUGAUGAUACCAACCCUAAGCCCAAAAUUUUUUUUCGGUCUCACAACUCAAGUGAACGGCAACUGUUUAUUUCUGAAUGAAAAUGAAAUCGUCUAUCCAGCGUCUGGUGUCCUCGUCAUUCACAACACUGCCCAUCAUAAACAAAAGUAUAUACACCUGGCCGAACCACAAAAAGUCAUCACUGCUAUGGCCCUCUGCAUUAACAAAAACGUUAUAGCUGUGGCAGAGAAAGGUGACAAGAAGAAACCUACCAUCAGUAUUUAUGACCUGGACUCAAUGAACGAAAAAACUAUUAACAGUGUUAACGGAUUUGAAAACCGAUAA
Molecule: messenger RNA, 336 nt
Organism: Macrosiphum euphorbiae (potato aphid)
Lineage: Eukaryota; Metazoa; Arthropoda; Insecta; Hemiptera; Aphididae
Source: the annotation of a GenBank genome assembly